Messenger RNA from Chinchilla lanigera (long-tailed chinchilla), 2317 nucleotides. Its product is annotated as zinc finger protein 354A. Lineage: Eukaryota; Metazoa; Chordata; Mammalia; Rodentia; Chinchillidae. Gene Ontology annotation, biological process: regulation of DNA-templated transcription. The record is from RefSeq and is a predicted model, not a curated record.
GUGGCAGUGACCUUCGAGGAUGUGGCUGUGCUCUUUACUCGGGAUGAGUGGAGGAAGCUGGAUGCUCUGCAGAGGAGGUUGUACCGGGACGUGAUGCUGGAGAACUAUAGGAACCUGGCUUCCCUGGGAUUCCCGUUUACCAAACCAAGGGUGAUCUCCCUGUUGCAGCAAGGAGAAGAUCCCUGGAAAAUGGAAAAGGAUGUCCUCAGCAUAGGAUGGAAGAGCAAUCAUAAAACUACAAAGUCAACUCAAACACAAGACUCUUUGUUUCAGGGACUGAUAAUGAAAAAACUCAAAAUGAAUGGACCCUGGGACUUGAAAUCAGAAAAACUUUGUACAUAUGAAGACAAAUUUGAAAAGAAGCCAGAUAAAAAGGAACAUUUUCAGAUAGUUUCAGUCACCCACAAAAAUAUCUUGACUAUAGAAAAAAGCCAUAAGAGUACUGAAUCCAGCCAAAACUUCAGCCCCAAAUCAGUUGUUACCAGAGAGAAAACACCACCUAAAUGUGAAAAGCAAGGAAACACUUUCAGACAGAACUCAAAUUUAUCUACUCAACCAAAAAUCACAGCAGAGAAACGCUAUCAAUGUAGUAUGUGUGACAAAACCUUCAUUAACACUUCAUCCCUUCGUAAACAUGAGAAAAACCAUAGUGGAGAAAAAUUAUUUAAAUGUAAAGAAUGUUCAAAAGCCUUUAGCCAAAGUUCAGCUCUUAUUCAGCAUCAAAUAAUUCAUACUGGCGAGAAGCCCUACAUAUGUAAAGAGUGUGGGAAAGCCUUCACUCUCAGUACAUCCCUUUAUAAACAUUUAAGAACCCACACUGUAGAGAAAUCCUAUAGGUGUAAGGAAUGUGGUAAAGCCUUUAGCCGAAGGUCAGGCCUUUUUAUACAUCAGAAAAUCCAUGCUGGAGAAAACCCUUAUAAAUAUAAUCCAGGUAGGAAGGCAUCUAGUUGCAACACACCCCUUCCUGGUCAAAGACUCUAUUCCAGAAAAAAGUCUUAUUUAUGUAGUGAAUGUGGUAACACCUUUAAGUCUAGCUCAUCCCUUCGUUAUCAUCAGAGAAUUCACACUGGAGAGAAGCCUUUCAAAUGCAGUGAGUGUGGGAGAGCCUUCAGUCAGAGUGCAUCACUCAUUCAACAUGAACGAAUUCACACUGGAGAAAAGCCAUACAGGUGUAAUGAAUGUGGAAAAGGCUUCACUUCUAUCUCACGGCUCAAUAGACAUCGAAUAAUUCAUACUGGAGAGAAGUUUUAUAAUUGUAAUGAGUGUGGCAAAGCCUUAAGUUCCCAUUCAACCCUUAUUAUUCAUGAGAGAAUUCAUACUGGAGAGAAACCAUGUAAAUGUAAGGUGUGUGGGAAAGCCUUCAGACAAAGCUCAGCUCUCAUUCAACAUCAGAGAAUGCAUACUGGUGAAAGGCCCUAUAAGUGUAAUGAGUGUGGGAAAACAUUCAGGUGUAACUCAUCCCUUAGUAAUCAUCAAAGAAUUCAUACUGGAGAGAAACCUUAUAGAUGUGAGGAAUGUGGGAUGUCAUUUGGCCAAAGUUCAGCUCUUAUUCAACAUCGAAGAAUUCAUACAGGAGAAAAACCCUUUAAAUGUAAUACAUGUGGGAAAACUUUUAGACAGAGCUCCUCACGUAUUGCACAUCAGAGAAUCCAUACAGGAGAGAAGCCCUAUGAGUGUAACACAUGUGGGAAACUUUUCAACCACAGGUCAUCCCUGACUAAUCAUUAUAAAAUUCAUAUGGAAGAGGACCCCUAGAAAGUAUAUUUGCAUGUGUAAAAGCCUAAAACCAAAGCUCAUCAUCAAAUACACACUUGAAAGUGAUAUAAUGUCGUGGAUAGGCAAAAAAGAAAAAAAAAUUCCCUGUAAUCGUUUAGUUCUCAUCAAAUAUUAAGUCUCAUGGAUAAAAUCUUAAGUAUGUAUUAGAUAGGAAAUUGUUCAUGUCAGCUGGACACUUUUUAAAAAUGACCUGAAAUAAACUUAUAGCUGGAGACCUUGACUUUGGGAAUUUGUAAAAUAUACUUGUUUUUCCUCUAUAAGAGUAUACACUAGACAUGUGAUCAUUGAAAAUAUCUGAGUGGGUAAGAAGUUGUGCUCUGGAUUUCUCAUUAGAAAAACACUGAACUACACUGGAAAUAUUUUUAUAAUGUUUUAAUAACAAAAAAGAUGGAUCCAAUAAAUAAUACAUUUUUAGAGAAAAGGACCAAAAUAAAAUAUAAAAAUGAAUUGUAAACUACCUCUCAUGCUCUAUGGUUUAUCCUUUUCCUGACCUAAUGUCAAACAUUGUGCAUGGAUUUCAUUAAAAUGCAGAAAAAUUUAA